UUGUCAUUCACUUCGCUCGCAGUCAGCAAAAUGAUGAAACUUCUCGUCUGCUCCGCUUGGGUCGUCUGCUUGGGACUGACUGUCUCUGCGGUGAACUUCCAACGGACAGUCAUCGCAAUCGGAAGCCCCACAGUACCUGGCGAGUACCUGUUUCUACAGGGUGGUGACAGGGCAGGGUCCCCGAUCCCCAUCCUACAUAACAUGACUGUGGGGAACGCUCGUUCUGUCUAUGCGCAGACGUCUUCCGGUGAUCGUUUCCUCAACUGGAAAGGGAGCGAACCUGAUCAGGGUGUCUACAUCGAUAGCCAAGGCCGAGAAACGCAGCCGGUUGGAACUCCUAUGAUCUGGACAACAAAUGACAGACGCAACAAGGCCUCUGUGGACGCUGACGGACAUGGCUACACUGACCUCAACACCCAGGGGGAGCAUCUGUGGCUGGCAGACAUCUACAUGGACUGCGACAAAACUAGCAACGGCUGGUUUGACUUCAAGGCCUACAUGCUGGAUCUCCGUGCUGGAACACAAGACGUUGGAUGGGAGGGCGACUUCAUCAACCAAGAGUUCUGUAUUGUCGACGGAUCCAUGUGGGGCACCCAGAGCAGCCUCCAGUGGGACCCCCGCAACCAUCACGGACGCUGUGGGGCCUACAAUUUCGUCCUGUGGUCCAGAAACCUUUGCGUCGCCAACCAGCUCAGUCACCACCUAUUGGCCUUCGAAGAUGAAUGGACGGAAGACGGAGAACCCACGGCCGAGUAGAUAUUGUUACAACACAGCAGUCUCUGUGUAGGGGAGGGUCUUCAUUGAAGGAUUUUGUAUUUUUGGAAGUUCUUUCUAUUUAAUAAAUCGGCUCCAUUUCUA
Molecule: messenger RNA, 858 nt
Organism: Haliotis rubra (blacklip abalone)
Lineage: Eukaryota; Metazoa; Mollusca; Gastropoda; Lepetellida; Haliotidae
Product: alpha-amylase-like
Exons: 3
Coding region: 31-756 (241 amino acids)
Source: RefSeq, a predicted model, not a curated record